Molecule: messenger RNA, 2283 nt
Organism: Pelecanus crispus (Dalmatian pelican)
Lineage: Eukaryota; Metazoa; Chordata; Aves; Pelecaniformes; Pelecanidae
Source: RefSeq, a predicted model, not a curated record
UUCUAAUAAUUAACUCUUCUUGUUCACAGAUAACUACUCUUAUUAAUCAUAAGGAUAAACCAAAGCGUUCAGACAAGACUCUGCAAGCAAUUCAGCGAGUGGGCCAAGCAGUUAACCUGGCAGUUGGAAGAUUUGUUACAGUAGGUGAAGCUAUAGCCAAUGAAAAUCAUGAAUUGAAAGAGGAAAUGAGUGUUGCUUGCAUCGAGGCAAGGAGAGCAGGUGAAACAAUCGCACAGCUUACGAAUGUGGCAAGCUUGGAUCAUCCAGAAUCUGAUAGCCAUAUAACAGUCUUUACGGACAAAACGAGUGUGGUGAAAGCUGCAAGGUUGUUGCUUUCUUCUGUCACGAAGGUGCUGGUGUUAGCAGACAGAAUUGUUAUUAAGCAAAUUAUAACUUCCAGAAACAAGGUUCUUGCAACAAUGGAACAACUAGAAAAAGUCAGUAGUUUCCAGGAGUUUGUACAAAUAUUCAGCCAGUUUGGAAAUGAAAUGGUAGAGUUUGCCCAUUUAACUGGAGAUCGGCAAAAUGAUUUGAAGGAUGAGAAAAAAAAGGCUAGAAUGGCAGCAUCUAGGGCUGUUCUUGAGAAGUGCACCAUGAUGCUCCUAACUGCUUCAAAGACUUGUCUGAGGCAUCCAGACUGUGAAUCUGCUCGUAUAAACAAAGAUGGAGUUUUUCAUCGGAUGAGAUUAGCUUUGGAACAGGUAAUAGAAAUUGUAACUGACUCUAGAUCAAACGGAGAAAAUGAAGUGGCCCCCAUCAGCAUAUAUUCUGGCAUCAAAGAAUUCAAGAAUAAGGUGGAGGGUCUUCGUGAGAAUCUUUAUUUUCUCUCAAAAGAGAACCUCUCGACAAUGCUGGAAGUUAUCCUGGAACACACGGAGGACUUCACAGACUCUGCCUAUACCAGUCAUGAGCACAGAGAACACAUUUUGGAGCUGUCUAAACAGGCUAAAAUGGAACUAGAGCAGCUGGUUUCAGUGUGGAUGCAAGCUCAAAACCAGAAGACAAAGGAUCUUAUGGAAGACUUGGAAGUAGCCAUUCUAAAAACAUGCCAGUGCAUGAAUGAACUUAAAAGAGAGGUCCACAGUGCAGCAACAUCUUUGGCAGCAGAUCUGCUAAAAUACCAUACGGAUCAUAUGGUUCUCAAAGCCUUAAAAAUCACAGGAGUAGAAGGAAAUCUUGAAGCUGUAGCAGAAUAUACUUGCAAGCUAUCAGAGCAGAAGGAGCAACUUGUUGAGAUGUGUCGCUUAUUGAGGCAUGUUUCUGGAACCGAGCCCCUCGAGAUUACUUGCAUACAUGCAGAAGAUACCUUUCAGGUCACUGGCCCACAGAUAAUUUCUGCUGCAGAAACACUGGCAUUACAUCCAUCUAGCAAGAUUGCAAAAGAAAAUCUUGAGGUGUUCUGUGAGGCCUGGGAGUCUCAACUGAGUGACAUGUCCAUGUUGUUAAGAGAAAUCAAUGAUGUGUUUGAAGGAAGAAGAGGAGAGAAGCGUGUCUACCUAUCACUGCCCAGACCAGGGAAGCAUAAUGCAAAUCUGAAAGCAUUAAAGCCAGUCAAACUAGAUACUGAGGAACAGGCAAAAAUUGCAAAACUUGGAUUAGAAUUGCAUCUGCUCACAUCUGAUCUGGAUUCUGAGACAGAGAAAUGGGAGGAUCAGGAGAAUGAGAUCGUGCAACAUGGGCAAGGCAUGUCAAGUAUGGCCUACUCCAUGUAUUUAUUUACCAGAGGAGAAGGACUUCUGAAAACUACUCAAGAUUUAUUUCAUCAAGCAGAGAUUUUUGCUACAGAGGGCACAAAGCUUGCUUCAGCUCUUCAUGCCUUUUCUGAUCAGAUACACGAUGAUGACAAACCUUUGCUUCUGUUGGAGGCUGAAAAACUGAUCUCUAUGUGCAAGCAGCUCCAGAUAACAGCUAAAGCUUCUGUUCAGGGUAAAAGUGCUACAUUUACAAAGGUUGAUGCAUGCAUCCUGAAAACAAGGAAUGUGAUGACUCUGUUAUGCCAACUUCUUCCACUUUGCUGCAAAUUACUGAGAAAGAAUAAAGCAGGAAAUGGCUGUCUUAAACCUGCUCCACCGUGGAGAGAAGACAGAAUACGAACUGGUACAAAUGCACAUACUCCAGAAAGGAGAGCUGAGACAUUUGGCAUCAAGUCUUUAGAAAAUCAUGUAACAAACAUGACAUUUUUAGAGAGCAAGUAAUUAUAGCACUUAGAAAUGCAGGCCUCCCAUUUGAAAAUAACACUUGCUGAAUUUUCAAUAUUGCUUUCAUUUGUGGAAAGUCAAACCA